Molecule: messenger RNA, 780 nt
Organism: Malurus melanocephalus (red-backed fairy wren)
Lineage: Eukaryota; Metazoa; Chordata; Aves; Passeriformes; Maluridae
Product: zinc finger protein 239-like
Source: RefSeq, a predicted model, not a curated record
AUGCCAAACCCAGGGUUCUCUGAGGGGGAGAGACCCACCCUGUGGCAGGAAGGCACCCAGAGCUUCAGCUGGGACUUGGAGCUGGGAGUCCUUGAGGAGCUUCACGGCAGGGAGAAGCUCUACAAGUGCUUGAAUUGUGGGAAGAGCUUCAGCCGGCGCUCCACCCUGAUCCAUCACCAGCAGACCCACACUGGGGAACGGCCCUACGAGUGUGGGGAAUGUGGGAAGGGCUUCAGCACAAACACCCACCUGAUCGGCCACCUGCUGAUCCACACUGGGGAGAGACCCUAUGAGUGUGGGGAAUGUGGGAAGAAGUUUUAACAGAGCUCCCAACUCCUCAGCCAUCAGCGAAUUCACCGAGAGGAGAGGCCCUUCCUCUGCCCUGACUGUGGGAAGGUCUUCAAGCACAACUUCACCCUCGUCAGGCACCAGCGCAUCCACACUGGAGAAAGGCCCUACAAGUGUGGGGAAUGUGAUAAGAGCUUCAGCUCGAGCUCCCACCUGAUCUCCCACCAGCGCAUCCACCCAGGAGAGAGGCCCUAUGAGUGUUCUGAGUGUGGGAAGAGGUUUCAGACCAGCUCCAAUCUCCUCCUGCACCACCCGAUUCACAUGGAUGAGAGGCCCUUCCGCUGCCCUGACUGUGGGAAGGGCUUCAAGCAAAACUCCCACCUCAUCAGGCACCACCGCAUCCACACUGGGGAGAGGCCCUACGAGUGUUCCCAGUGUGGGAAGAGCUUUUGGAGUUCUCACUUGACCCGACACCAACAGAGGCACCAGUAA